This is a messenger RNA of Macrosteles quadrilineatus (aster leafhopper), 2087 nucleotides long. RefSeq lists its product as uncharacterized. NCBI's taxonomy places the organism in Eukaryota, Metazoa, Arthropoda, Insecta, Hemiptera, Cicadellidae. The coding region runs from base 323 to 1231 and encodes 302 amino acids. The record is from RefSeq and is a predicted model, not a curated record. Gene Ontology annotation, molecular function: acyltransferase activity, transferring groups other than amino-acyl groups. The transcript has 5 exons.
GGCUGCGGGGAGGGGAGACAUACACGAGCCGAGACACUAACACUUCCCAGUUCCCUUCCCACCACCACACCACCACACCACCACAACCAAACCAACCACUCUCACUCACUCACUCUACUCAGAGACUCACGCCGUGUGUGUGCUGUGUGAUUUGAUUGUGAUUGUGAAACACAAUGGAGGGGGCAGCAGGUCUAACAACCAAACAGGCGCUCGCUUCCCUACUUUACUCCCUUUUCCCAAUCUUGUUGUUAUAAAACCAAAACCCACUCUUGAUAUCAGCUGUUUGUUAUUCAUUUAGCAGGUUCUUAAAUACUACUGGAAAAUGGAGAGAGACAUUUUUCAAGAAAUAAACAAAGACAUAUUUCAAGAGAUUAUAGUUUCUUUAGAGGAAGAUGUACCAGUUACUCUCAGUAUGAUAAAUUUGCUAAAGGGUUUUAUGGAUGAAGACAGUACCAAGGAGACGGAGUUGAAGGUGUUUUGUCCUGGAGGUGACCAGAGCUGUGGUGUCUAUGUUGUGAUGCUCACUUACCUGAAUAAGUGCAAAUACAAGAUGAUAAAGAUGUACAGCAGGGAAGACACAAUGUCGAUAUUGGAAGAAUCACUGAUCACAACAAGAAGAUUGGACUGGUCUAAUGCUGACAUAUUUAUAGAAGGACUUUAUUAUAAAAUGUUACCUGUUCUGGAGACAGUGUUCCUAGCCAAAAAUGUUUCCUCAAUAAACAAACAGAAGUAUAUAUUCAUGUCCUUGCCUUCUGAAGCACAUGAUAUGGUCCGUAAAGAAGUGAUCAUCCCCGAAGGGUUUGUGAUCCGAUCACUGACCAGUGAAGAUGCCGAGCUGAUAGACAACACCUGGGCCUAUCACAGUGAUAUAACCUACGACUACAUCCAUCACUCUAUUGUUCAUUUUGGUGGCUUGGGAUUGGCUCACAAACACAACAAUCACCUGGUCAGCUGGGCUGUAGGAGUUUGGAACACUAUAGGAAUAGUUCACACAUUGGCUGACUACCGCCACAGAAGUUACGCUCAACUUGUCAUCAGAGCCUUGGCAAAACAACUGAUUAGAAAAAAUGUACAACCCAUCUGUUUGAUCAAAUUUGCUAACACCCCAUCUUUACAGCUCUUCAAAAAACUAGGAUUUAAUGAAGUCGGAUUGUAUUACUGUACAGAACUAUCCCGAUUACCCGAGGUUGUUAAGACCGAGACUACCUCGGUUACCGAGAACCUUGGAUAACACGGAUGACGCAUGGUUUUGAGGAUAAAGGUUACGGUACCAAUACUUGGGGUAGAAUAAGGCUAGUCAGGUUUGCCCCAUUUUCCAACUAAAAGUCAUAUUUCAGCUAUUUCUUAUUCAAUCUUUUUGAACUUGGUAUCUUUGGAAAGGGAAUUGAAAUUGCUUGAUAAAAGUGUUCUUGUCAUUUUUUUCAUAACAUCAGCCAUUUUUUUGUAAUUUAAGUUUAAAAAUUUAAAGUGGCCGCUAUUUUCAAAAUAAACGUUGGAAAAAAAUAAUUGUUUAUUGGAUUUAGACAUUUAUCUUCUACAUUUAAACUUAUUCUUUAGACAUUUAAGCUCCAUACCAAAUUUUAACUUGAUACAUUAAUCCAUUAUGGAAAUAGAAAUUUUUAAGUGAGAUAAACAAAAUGGGUGAUAGCGGCUAAACGAAGUUAAAAAAAUUAGUUAUAGAAAAAAUUAACUGAACAUUUUCGAUGCAAGGGAAAGCUUUCGCACUGUCCAACACCGAACAGCUGCAUUUGAGAAACUUCCUUCUCAAGUAGGUGUCAGGCUCUUUAACUGUAUUAAAAGUCUGGAAAGCUCGCGUCAAUUCAAAAUUAAACUGAAGCGUGACUUGAAAAAUCAGGCUUUCUAUUUGGUUGAUGAGUACACUGCGCACUGUUGGAGUUAAGGGCACAGUAUUAUAUUCCCCAGGGGUCAAGAGUUAAAUGUUUUAAGGCUUUCCUGAUAAAUGUACAAUGUUUUGUUGUUUUCCUCCGUUUCUUUUACGUAUUGAUUUAUUUGUUAAAAGUUAACUUUUAUUUAAAGUGUAAUUUGAUAAAAAAAGUCUAUGUAUCCUACUUCAAUGUAAAUAUUAG